This is a messenger RNA of Monopterus albus (swamp eel), 1006 nucleotides long. It is a transcript of the gene ppifa, whose product is annotated as peptidylprolyl isomerase Fa. NCBI's taxonomy places the organism in Eukaryota, Metazoa, Chordata, Actinopteri, Synbranchiformes, Synbranchidae. The record is from RefSeq and is a predicted model, not a curated record. Gene Ontology annotation, molecular function: cyclosporin A binding; peptidyl-prolyl cis-trans isomerase activity. The coding region runs from base 64 to 636 and encodes 190 amino acids. Gene Ontology annotation, biological process: protein peptidyl-prolyl isomerization; protein folding. Gene Ontology annotation, cellular component: cytoplasm; mitochondrion. The transcript is spliced from 6 exons.
CUACCAGCAGCACCCAUAUGUGCUCUGCGGGGCCUUCCGCACCCACUAAGUAGUUGAGUAGUCAUGUUACAGAUAAAAACCCGCAUGAGGUACAGCUCCCUGGGCAUCGCAGCUGCGAGGUUGUUCUCCUCCGGUUCCUCCAAAAACCCGGUGGUGUUUUUGGACAUUGAGGCCGACAGUGAGCCUCUCGGAAGAAUAAUCAUUGAGUUGAAUGCAGAUGUUGUGCCAAAGACAGCAGAAAACUUCCGAGCACUGUGCACUGCGGAACAUGGCUUUGGAUACAAGGGAUGUGGGUUUCACAGGGUCAUACCUGGGUUCAUGUGCCAGGGAGGAGAUUUCACCAAACACAACGGCACUGGAGGGAAAUCUAUAUAUGGGGAAACGUUUAGAGAUGAAAACUUCAAAUUAAAACACACUGGUCCAGGAACACUUUCAAUGGCAAACUCAGGGCCAAACACAAACGGCUCCCAGUUCUUCAUCUGUACAGCUAAAACUGAAUGGCUCGAUGGUAAACAUGUGGUGUUUGGGCAGGUGAAGGAAGGUAUGGAUGUCGUCACUAGGAUGGAAUCCUUUGGCUUACAUGACGGCGGUGUAAUCAAGAAAAUUGUCAUCGCUGACUGCGGGGAAAUCAAAUAGAAUCUAAGAUCACGUGGACUUUGGUCAGAUGACUCGCUAUGCACUCACUUGGUAUUUAUCUUUCCUUUCGUGUUCACUAUAUUUUCAAAGAGGAGCUGUCACGGAUGAUUCUGCUCUUCCCUAAAUGAUUAUUGCUGUUAAAAGAGCCAUAUUUCAUGCUCAAAAUCAGGAAUGAAGUGUUUAUAGUGUGUGUUUACUUAUAACUAAUACUAAUAAUGGAAACGCAGGGAGUUAUAACACUGAUGCAUUUUAUCUUUGUUGUUACAGAUCUCCUGCUUUUCUGACUUUUAACUUUAGCCAUCCCUGUAGCUGUCUACUAUGCAAAAUGUAUUUAAUAUGCAAUUACUCUCAAAUAAAUGGCCAUUUUCAG